AGUUCUUUCAAAGACAUGGCCCCCAAGGGUGAAGGCGUACUUGAGUGGACUGAAGCGCUGGAGAACGCAUUCAUUACCAUCUUGCUCGAGAAGUUCACAAGGACGCAUACAACAUAUUGGAAAGCCAGGGACUGGGAACAAAUGAAUAAGGAGCUGGAAGAGCAAUUUCCAGGCACCAUUCUCGACGCCAACAAGUUGCGGCAGAAACUACGCAGACUGAGAAUCCAAUACACGCAGUUCACCGAGCUGAUUGCGCACACUGGAGUCGGCUGGGAUGAGACAACCAAUACCGUAAAGGCGAACGCUGAUGUCUGGGACAAGUUUAUUAAGAAGAACAGCAGCUUCAAGACUUUUCAGGACAAAGGUUGCAAGCAUUACACAUCAUUAAAAGAGUUGUUCAGGUCUAAGACAGCAACAUGUGCAUUACGAAUUUCAUCCACCGACCCACCAAAGAGCCCAUAA
Punica granatum (pomegranate) is the source of this 462-nucleotide messenger RNA. NCBI's taxonomy places the organism in Eukaryota, Viridiplantae, Streptophyta, Magnoliopsida, Myrtales, Lythraceae. The record is from RefSeq and is a predicted model, not a curated record.